AUGUCGCCAUGCUGGCCGCUUAGGGGGCAGAUCAUCCCAGAGGAUGUUUCACGUUGGAGUAAUAUAGCGUCGCGAUGUCGCAUGCUUAGCCCGCAACUUGGAAACCUGACGUCUCAUUUUCUCCAUGUAAAAGUUGCAUGUAUUGAAGAUUCGAUAGCUCGAUCUUCAUCUUUAAUAUCACUAAUUUGUACUUCCGAAAGGCGUAAAGCUCCUUAUCCUUUCGUCACCUAUCUCCCCAUUGUGUCUAUAAUCGAGGCUAUGGCGCCCAGUAACGCACCAUACUCAGACAGUCGUCAAAAGCGCGAACCGAUCAAUGACUCCAUGACCGAUAUCAGCGUAUCGCUUCUAAACGAUGAUGAGGAGCAGUGGAAGCGGGCAGAUAUUGAGGAUGGGCAAUACACAACACGGCAAGGGCGAUGCGCAAAGAGAUGCGAGACCUUUCGGCGCUGGCGCUGGCUGUUCGAUACGUCACUUCUGCUCGUGAUUGUUGGCCUGCUCGUCGAAAGACGAUAUCUUCAAGCUCCGAGCCGCGACAAACGCCUUGAGCCAACUGGCGACCUGACCGGCUUCGCACCCGAAUUCACACAGCAGAUAACGACCUUUCACCCGACAACGGACUUCGUCCCCGAUGACCCGAAGAAGCUGUUCACCAACGCAUCGAUCCAAGCGAACUGGCUCGCCAUAGUGCCCAAGGGUCUAGGAUACCUCGAGGUCAAGAACCCGGCAGCGCUCAACAACCUCCCCGUGCCUCUCCCCGAGUUCGCCCCUCGCACCGUCUUCACGACCUCGAUGACACACCAGCUGCACUGUCUGUACGCCAUCCUCGAGAGCUACGCGGGCCUCUCCGUGAACGGCAGCGCCAAUGUCGACAUGCACUCCCACAUCCCCGAAGGUACCGAGGGAGCGGAUGGGCCAUGGCAUCUUCAACAUUGUUUCGAAUACCUACGUCAAGCUAUCCUUUGCUCGGGAGACGUUGCGCUCGAGGGCACACAGACGACAUUUCCCCCUGGGUUCACGGGUAGCGACGGAUGGGAUGCAAAGCACGUUUGCAAAGACCCGAAGCAGGUAUAUGAUUACCUCGACAAGAACCGGGCCUUGGACGACCAUUGGAUUUGA
Molecule: messenger RNA, 1116 nt
Organism: Colletotrichum truncatum
Lineage: Eukaryota; Fungi; Ascomycota; Sordariomycetes; Glomerellales; Glomerellaceae
Biological process (GO): mycotoxin biosynthetic process
Source: RefSeq, a predicted model, not a curated record